CAUCCCUGUGAAUGAAAUGCUAAUCGGAAUGUGGCCGUAAAACCCUUCUUGGAAUUAACACUUUCCUUUUAGCAAUUACAGAUUUUUGGGAAUUACCAGUACCUGAUUCAAGAUGUCUGCAUCACCCUUGUUGUUUGCCUAACAAUGAGCCUGACCCACGCCUACCCCAAGCUGGCCCCCUACAGGCCCCCCGGGCGGCUCCUCUCUCCACCGCUGCUGCUGUCGGUCCUCUUCAACGUGUGCCUGAACCUCCUCGUCCAGGUCUUUGGCUUCCUCUACGUGAAGCAGCAGGCGUGGUAUUCACGGCUGCGCAGCCACUGUGGGUGCCCUUUGGGAAACCAGCCCGCCUGCCCGGGCAAUGGGACGGCCAAUGCCACAGCGCAGGAGCACGGCAUUUUGAGCUAUGAGCCCGCCUGCCCGGGCAAUGGGACGGCCAAUGCCACAGCGCAGGAGCACGGCAUUUUGAGCUAUGAGACGACCACCCUGUGGCCCCUCGUGACCGUCAACUGCGUCAUCAUAGCCUUCGUCUUCUCCAAGGGGAAGCCGUUCAGGAAGCCCGUCUACACCAACUAUAUCUUUUCUGGCAUGCUGUGCGCCCAACUUGCGGUCUCCCUUUUCCUCUUCUUUGCCGACCUGGAUGCUGUCUACAAGACGAUGGAGCUUCUCUGCACUCCAACCAUCUGGAGGGUCUACGUCCUGAUUAUGCUCCUGGUCACCUUCCUGGUCUCGUUCUUGGUGGAGGACGGCAUCCUGCAGAACCGACGCCUCUGGCUGCUGAUCAAGGCGCUCUUCCGAUUCCGAUCUUCCAGCCGGUACCGCGUGCUGCAGCGGCAGCUGGAAGGGGAUGCGACGUGGCCUCCCCUAAGUGGGCGAGACUUAGCAGAAGACGGAAGCAGCCCGGCCUACCUCAACCCCGCCUAUGAGCCGGAGGAGGCCACAGGCUACCUGGGGACCUGCACCGGGAGAGCCAGCAGCGGCUGUGCGCAGCCAGAGGGGAGCAGCCCCGGUGCUUUGCCCACCAAGCCCUUCAACAGGGGUGGCGCCACUGAGGAUCAGGAUGCACAGGAGAUCCCUCACCGGCGCCCAUCCUGCAUCUAGCCCUGCUCAGAAGGGACCCCUCCCCAUUUGGUUGCGCCCGGGUCGGGGAGGAAACUGGCCCAAGGACCCAGCUCCUCCCCAAGGAGAACUGAGCGGGUGAAGCUGUUUCAGGUCUCCUAAACAGGCUGCUAAGGUCCCCCGGUGCAAAAUAAAGUCGU
Python bivittatus (Burmese python) is the source of this 1256-nucleotide messenger RNA. The record is from RefSeq and is a predicted model, not a curated record. NCBI's taxonomy places the organism in Eukaryota, Metazoa, Chordata, Lepidosauria, Squamata, Pythonidae.